Messenger RNA from Funneliformis caledonium, 1179 nucleotides. The record is from the annotation of a GenBank genome assembly. Lineage: Eukaryota; Fungi; Glomeromycota; Glomeromycetes; Glomerales; Glomeraceae.
AUGAAACUAAUUAAGAGACGAAUCGAAAAAGAUCGCUCGGGCUUUUUGGUCCUUUGUCCUGAGGAGCUCGAAGAUAUGUGGCAUGUUUAUAACCUGAUUUCAAUAGGCGAUCAACUUAAAGCUACAACAAUUCGCCGAGUUCAGCGUCAAAGUACUACCGGAUCAGUAGUAUCAGAACGCGUCAGAUGUGUGUUGACAAUAACUGUAGAUAAUAUCGAGUUCGAUUCGCAGGGUGGUCUAUUGAGAAUUAGAGGAAGAGUCAUUACCGAGAAUCGAUAUGUGAAGAUGGGUACAUAUCAUACCAUCGAUCUUGAAAUGAACAGACAUUUCACACUUUUAAAACCCGAAUGGGACAUAAUAGCGCUUGAACGUGUGAAUGAAGCAUGUGAUGUUACGAAACAAGCAGAUGUUGCCGCGGUGGUUUUACAGGAAGGGUUAGCAAACGUUUGUUUGGUCACACAAAAUAUGACGAUUGUCAGACAACGGAUCGAACAACCUGUUCCACGGAAGAGAAAGGGCUCUGUGACAAAUUACGAAAAAGGAUUGCAAAAAUUUUUUGAUCAAGUCAUGCAAGCCAUUAUAAACCAUGUCAAUUUUGAAAUUGUAAAGGUCAUUAUUUUGGCUAGUCCCGGUUUUGUCAAGGAUCAAUGCUUUAAUUAUAUCUUUGCCGAGGCAGUGAAACAAGAAAACAGACAACUUAUUGAGAAUAAAUCAAAGUUUGUUCUUAUACAUUGUUCUUCCGGCCAUAAGUAUGCUUUGCAAGAAGUAUUACAAGACCCUUCUGUACAAAGUCAGCUUUCCGAUACGAAAUACGCACAAGAAGUUUUAACGCUUGAUCGAUUUUUCAAGAUGUUAAACGAUGAUCCUGAUAGGGCUUUCUAUGGAUGGAACCACAUAAAGAAAGCUGAAGAGAGAGGUGCCAUUGGAACUUUGUUGUUAUCGGAUGAGCUGUUCAGGGCAGCAGAUAUUCCGACUCGUAAGAAAUAUAUUCAACUUGUCGAGUCAGUACGUGGCACUGGUGGUAAAGUGCUGAUAUUUUCAAGUUUACACGUUUCAGGGGAACAACUCAAUCAACUUACUGGAGUUGCAGCAAUAUUAAACUUUCCUUUACCAGAUAUUGAGUUGGAGGAUGAGGAGGAUGAGGAAAUCGAACGAGCAGCUGCAAUGGAAACAACAUAA